UUUAUGGGAAGGACUGGAGGAAAUCCCACUUAGUUAUCAUGAUAGUUAGGUCAUUUGUCAUUCGGUUGGAGGUCUGACACUUCAUCGUUCAGCUGACAGUCUGUGCCUUGCCAGUAAAGAAAGUCUAAUUUCCACAUUGACAAGGGCAUCAUCAUGAGGAUUCUUAGUUUACCCUUACUUGUCCUUUUAUUGGUUGCUGCUGCUGUGGGUGAUAGCGCUGGGAAAGAAUGCCACGAUGGGACAUGCAUCACAGAACACGAAUGGUCCCAGUUAGAUUGGAGCUGGCAGAUUCUGAGAGACAUUUCGUUAAAGGUGGACGGUAAUAAUGCAUCAGUUGAAGACAGGACAAAGCUAUGGGAAUCUUUCACCGAUUUCACAAUUAAUUCGAAAGGAUCAGAUCCCCUUACCGAUGUUACGCCAUCCUCACAGGAAGAAUUUCCUCUAGACGUCAUUGCGUUAUUUGUCCAGGCUUUCCAUGGCAACAGAAACCAUGUCCGUGAGCGAGACAAGCCUAUCAAGGAAAUAGUGGAGAAUCGAGAGCACGAUGGAAUGAGGUACGACAAGCAGAUCAUAUUGGUUUUGGAGCCUGAUGAUCCCAUAGUAAGCGAAGCUGCCAACGAUCUUUACCACAAGCAUGAAAGUAAGUCUGCAGUUGUUAUCUGGGAUGAAAGGCUGGGCAGAUUUAGAUCUGUAAAAGGUGGGUUUCCAAAGCUGACAAAGUACGACAGAGUUCAAGUCGUGGGCCAUGGUCGCGAAAUGGAUGGAAAGACAAAGAUUGGCGGGCGUACAGGGGCAGAAUUAGCUGACGAGGUCGCCAAACUACCCGGAGCUGGUGAUGGGGAAAUAGGACGAAUAAGUUUAAUUGGGUGUAAUAUCGCCAAGACAGCCAAGCCAGAUUCCAUGCCUCUCGGUGAUGAACCGUUCCUCACAGAAUUCAUGAAUGAUCUGAAGUCCAAACACGGGAUCGAGACGGUAGUGAGCGCCAGGAAUACGUUUGUUCAAGUCAAUGCUGAGGGGCGUAAAAUGGUUGCGGAGGUGACGCCUGAUGGAAUGAAAUGGCACUCAAAGGACGCCUCUAAGAAGGUUGUAUUGAGCUUUGACGAGGAUGGUAACAUCGUGUCGGAGAAGGUUCCUGCAACUGAACGGAUCCCGGCCUACCCAUGUGUGGACUGUGCACUGGGCCCUCUCGACGUGGCGACUGUGGAUGGCGUGUCUGAAAUCUAUUUGCUCGUUGGUCCUAAAGGCAAAGAAAGAAUUGCCACGAUUGACCACAAUGAGAUGAACCGCGUGUUAGAUAAACAGACUGUAAACACUUUCUUGAAAAGUAAGGAUGACCUCAUCAGAGAGGCUAUGAUACAAAAUAAAGACAAGGUUGCACAACGUUUUAAACUAAAGAGGAGUGACGAUGUUAAGACGGUCGGCUAUAACAUUGUGUCUAUAGAUGGUAAUUCCGUUACAAUCGAAGGUGUGGGUAAAAAGGGUAAAAGAAACAGAAUAGAGUUAAAUAUUGGGUCAAGUGUAAAGAAUGCGUAUGUUUAUGAGUGGGGAAAUAAGUUGGAGGUCAGAGGUAGAAAGGUCAGGGUAAUAAGCAGUGUCGAAGAAAUGGUUCGUGAAAUUAAUUGGCUGGGUUUGAAUGGGAUCAGAAACAAGGGAAAGGAUAAUCUUUAUCGAUUUGGUGACUGGGUCAUAAGCCUCGGCAAGGGAGACUUUUAUGCAAAUAUUCAUGGCUUCAUAGCUUCAGAACAAGAAGCGGGUGACAACGAGAUCGAUAAGGUUAUUACUGAUCGUGGCAAAGCAGAAAAGAAAUGGCCUUUCAAUAGUGAAAAGGGUCGUCCAAUGAAACCACCUAGUAAUAUUGAUAAGGUAUCAUACGACCAACUUCAGGACAAUAUAGAUGAUUGGGGGACUCUGAAGGAGUGCAUGGAUCAUUGGUACAAGGGGGACCACAGUGCUAUUGCCUCCAGUAUGAAGCUUGGGUACGGGUCUGCGAAGGCUGCUGUGCUUACAUUUGCUUUCAGCAUAUCCGAAUCCGUAAGAAAUUUUCGAACGCACAUUGUUAAUGUAAUGGCAUUGGAAAUGUUAGACCCGUUAAGGCAUGGUGCUACUCUUACGAUGAAAGAGUUCCUGCAGAACCAUCCAAUGGCUCGUGGAGGAACGUGGCCCGACCGUGGCAGAACAGGAUUUAAUGGCCUAAAUGAAGGUAAUACUGACAAGGUACUUCCCAGAGAGCUCGCAUUCACUCGGCAUUGGCUCCUUAGUCUUAAGCCAGAUGAGGCUAAUCCACAUGGUAGGGUAACAGCAAUUGACAAGUCCGAUCCACGAUUCCGGGGACAACCGGUUGAAAACACCGAACUCGAGGAAAUAAUUGAUAGCUUUGCCAUUCGAGACUUUAAUGCAAUAGCUAAGGGGGAGGAUGGCUUGGGAAGACGUACAACUGGACAAAGUGAGUCACAAGGGAAAGAAGAAAAGAGAGGACCACUUGGUGACAUGAGUGAAAUUGUAGACACAGCGGAAGUAAUGGAAUCUAGACGGACAUCACUGGAUAUUAGAUCACUAUCCCUGCGUUCAAUGAGUGCGGUAGCAGCUGACCAUGCAUACCUUACUGGUAAAGUCGCAGAAAUCGUCAGAAGUAAAUCACUGCCAGCGAACUUCAAGCUGGAUGAAAACUCAGUAAAAGUUGAGGAGGACGAGAUGAAAUUCUCAAUGGUUAAUGAGGAGAACCCUGCAGAAAAAGAAGAACUAUCUGGCGAAAUCGACCACAGUGAGUUGCAAACGCACGACACAGUAGACGAUCUUCAUGAUCAUGUAACUGAAUUUGCAGAUCCUGUCAAGGGAGGGGUGCAUCAAGCCAAUACCGUUUUAGGUGUCUAUGGGAUCGUGUCUGGUCUAGGAGGAGCCUUGCAGGCUUUUGAAGAUGGCAAGAGCGGUGAGGGUUUUUCGGACCUGCUCCAGAGUUCAUAUGGCAUAGGUGAUUUGACUGGGUUGAACAAAAAAAUUUCAAAAGCGGCAGGCAAAGCAUUUGUUUCCCUUUUCAAAGAUAAAGUGGUAGAUCUAAAGACUGCCAUCGGGGAUAAGUUAGGAAGUCAAGUUGAAGAAGGUCUGGGUAAAACGGCUGGUGAAGUGGGUGACCUCAUGGAAGAUGUCCCCAUUUUAAGACUUGCGUUUGGUAUCAUGAGUGUUGUUGAUGAUAUCAAGCAGCACAAUGCUCUUGGAUACAUCGACGCCGGUUUGGAUACUGCGAUUGCGGGACUGUCAAUGCUCAGCCCAGAAGCAGAACCAGUUGUACUUGCCCUGACUGUUGUUCGUAUGUUUAUUGGCGACUUCUACAAUGAGAUUGACAGUGCCCUUAAGAAGUUACCCAAGGACGCAGGUUCCUUACAGAAAUUCGAUGCAUUUAUGAAGGGGUUUGCACUGGCAUUAAAGGAUGUAUGGGAGCAAGUCACGUUAUUUGGACAAAUAUUUGGUGCAAUCGAACAUUCGAGGAACUUGGACAAGGAAUACAAUAAAAACAGAGCGUUUUUGCGUGGUCUUGCUGAUUACCAUAAUUACUUUAAAGUUGAAAACGUUAAAGGUGGAUCAGUGGUAAACUUCGCCGACGGCAGCUCUUCAUGGAAUGGUGGUGAUAUAACAUUUUGGCUUCAUGAAGACGGAACGGCUACACUAAAGAUGGACGAAAACGUUGAUGAAAAUGGUAAUCAGCGCACUGUAACACACACCAUUAAUGUUGGAGACUCUACGGGUAUAGUCGCGGGCAUUGGCGAGUCGCACGACAUUAGCUUCAAGACGGAAACGGUCAAAAUAUUUUUCUUUAUCCCUGUUGACAAGAAACGAAUUAUUAGUGGCAUAGAUGGAGAUAGAAAUAGCUUACACGGUACAUAUUAUGGGAACUCCAAGGACAACCAGUUCUUCACAGUUCAGAAGUUGCCAGAUAAUAGCAAGCUUGACUAUACCCUUGGCGAUUACUUUACGACUUGUACGGAAUGGACGGCAACGACGUCUUCUACCUUGGUCCUCAGAAGUCAAAUGUUCAUGGGGGUGACCAACUGGUUUAGUGGGGAUCGUUAUCGCCAUCUUAACUUCCUUGCUGAUAAAGGUGUCUUCUUUGAGGUACGUGCUGCGGCUUUUGGCAUUCCACGCUUGGUAGCCAUCGCCAUUGACUGUUCGAAAGACAAGUCGGCACGAACUGUCGAUACCAGUCAGCCUCCUUGGAAAAAUGUUGUAACCGUCCACGGCUCGAACUACUCUGAUACUAUUGUUGGGAAUGACCAAGACAACAGAUUAGAUGGGGGCAAUGGAACGGAUCAUCUAACUGGUGGCAAGGGGAAAGAUAUGUACAUAGUUGAUGCCUACGACACUGGUAACGAUGUUAUCAAUAACUGCGCUGAUGACACACAGACAGACACACUCAUGGUAGGUUUUGAGUUUCUCUCCACGAUUGGACGGAUUGAUAACCUGAACCUUGAACUACUUACUGAUAAAAAAUCUGGACACUUCAUCCGGGUUCUCAAUUGGUACAGGGGUCCUGACUGUCAGCACCUGACAUUCGUCUCGACCGAUGGAGUCGCUUAUAAAGCAUCAACAAACACGAGCCUUGAGGAUGUUCCAUUGACCGCAUACUUGAUUGAUAAAGAAAGUAAAUCCAGUGGUCAGACUGUCGAUACAGCAAGCAUUCCGAAGUUCUCUACCGUCGUUUCAGUUAUCGGAUCAAAUUAUACGGACAAGAUCAUCGGUAAUAAACGAGAUAAUUAUAUCUCUGGAGGGCCAGGUGAUGACGUUAUCCGAGGGGGUGAAGGUGCCGAUACCUACGUCAUGAGACCAGGACACGGGUACGACACAAUCAUCAAUCUGGCCUUUGACCGCAAACUUGACACAUUGUUGUUUGGAUUCAAUUUUUCCGACGUGAGUCUAGCCAGGGAGGAAUGUGACCUGAUAGUCAAAAGCAAUGGAUCAACCAAGGCUGCUAAUUUGAAAGAUUGGUUCAAAGGCGAGUUCCACCAGCAUCUAGUAAUCCGAACCAUAGAUGAUGUGGUGAGCGUUCUACCAAAGUCGCAAAAUGAUUCGUUAGUUCUGACCCCGACAGUUAUUGACAAGUCAAAGUCCAAGACUGAUGUACAGAUCAAUUGCAAUAUCAAACCAUGGAGAUCCAUCCAACGUCUGAUUGGAGGUAACCAUUCUGAUAUCUUGACUGGUAAUGAUGAGAUCAACUAUCUGGACCCGAAGAUAGGGGGAUCUAAACUAAUGGGCGGUAACAACAGUGAUACCUAUAUCAUUAAAGUAGGGUAUGGUACAGACAAUGUCAUUGACAAUUUCGCCGCUGAUAACAAAACUGAUGUUCUCUCAUUCGAAGCUCACUAUUCAGAUAUGAGGCUCGUAGAUGGAGGCAGUGACGAUUUGUUGCUUUCUUCUGUUAAUCAUACAGCUUUGACACUAAGCCACUUCCAGAAAGGACAAGAAUAUCAGCAUCUAUUCAUACAAUCAGGCGACGGCGUUGGCUUCACAUUGAGUCAAAAAAAUGACAGCGAGUCUUUUCAAGCCAUUCCUCUCUUGAUCAACAGAGCUACGUCGUUGAAUCACGAGAAGAUUGACCUGAGAUCAAGUUGGAAUUGGACAGAAGUCAAUUCAGUGAUAGGAAGUUCUACAGCAGCGAAUUACAUUCAAGGCCAAGGUAAAGAUAACACACUUGUUGGGGGAACGAAGGUUGACAGUUUAAAGGGUGACGCAGGUAAUGAUCUUUUGAGGGGAGGUGACGGCGAGAACUUCCUUGAUGGGGGACUCGGCAACGAUACGCUGGUAGGAGGCAAGGACGUCGAUUGGAUGUUAGGCUGGCUAGGCGAUGACUUGCUCUACGGUGGAUACGGGGCUGACAGAAUUGACGGUGGUCCAGGAUGUGACACGGUGCUCUUUUCCGGGAAUCCUGUCAAUAGAACUGGGAUUUACGUGGACCUUCACUAUGGACAAGGUGCUGGCGCAGAUGCUGAGGGAGACAUCUACAUUAGUGUUGAAAAUGUCUAUGGAACUCCAUAUGAUGACGUUCUUAUUGGUAAUGAUGAUGACAAUAUCAUACUCGGACGAGCUGGGAAUGAUGUCAUAUAUCCCGGUAACGGUACAGAUCUACUAAUUGGUGCCGAGGGACGAGAUGUGUAUAUUAUUGGUGGAACAACGGGCGUAAAAACAAUACAGAAUGCUGCUAACGACUCUGCCGAAGACACUCUCACCCUUCUUCCAAUAAGACGUGAGCACAUCAAGAUUGACCGUUAUGGUGACCAUCUCUCUGUCAGCAUAGGUGAUAGGUACUCAGGAUAUUGGUGCCCUGAAGGUGAGCUUGGACCAAUCAUUAUUCAAAACUGGUUUUCUAAUGACACGAACAUGCAUCUUGUGAUCCUAUGUAAUGACACAAAACUGAACCAGACGGACCUUGAUGACAUGGCAGUACCAUAUGCAAAGCCUUCUUCCAUGAACAACUUUGUGUGUAGUGUCUACGACUUUGGUGUUGGAAAGGCAGUAGCAAUUGGUCUUGUGUGUUUUGUCAUCCUGUUGGCCCUUAUCGUGAUCAUCAUGCUCGCAUACACUGGAAGGCUGACGAAAUUCGGCAGGAAGACCAGCGAUGACAAAGAAGGACAGAGCUUUAUGUAUUCAGAUUCUGUUAACUAUAAUAGCCUACGGGAUGCUGAUGAACAACUAAACGUCUAG
Molecule: messenger RNA, 6690 nt
Organism: Lineus longissimus
Lineage: Eukaryota; Metazoa; Nemertea; Pilidiophora; Heteronemertea; Lineidae
Exons: 6
Coding region: 154-6690 (2178 amino acids)
Molecular function (GO): calcium ion binding
Source: RefSeq, a predicted model, not a curated record